This is a messenger RNA of Hypoxylon fragiforme, 1381 nucleotides long. RefSeq lists its product as uncharacterized. The record is from RefSeq and is a predicted model, not a curated record. The transcript has a single exon. Bases 272 to 514 code for a protein of 80 amino acids. NCBI's taxonomy places the organism in Eukaryota, Fungi, Ascomycota, Sordariomycetes, Xylariales, Hypoxylaceae.
AAGGUUUUCGGUAUCACUCAACUCUUUCAAUAUUAAUACUUCGCCAGGGCUUUCUGUUAUUACCAAAUCACCCAUGCCGGCUUUUACAUCCGAAGAAAAGGAAAAGAAGAAAAACACACUAGCUUACUACUAUGUAACUACCAUGUAGUAUGUACUACUACGACUCUUAAGUACGAAUUCAUAGCCUUCUCAGGAGAUAAGUCCGAUACGGACACUAGCAUGGAUUAUUCUCAGUCUUGACGUCUUCUGGGUAUAGCCUCUCGUAUCAAUAAUGAUGUACGCCAGCCACAGAUUCUGGCCAUUACCUGCCAUGCCCUUCAUUGUACUAUUACAAAUCUCGUACAUGGUUCGGGCGCUUUUGAGGAGUGAGCUGUACAUUCUUCUUUACCCCUCCCGCUUCAAGUUAUCCUUAGAUUUACUUUCAGUAUCCCCUAGGUUACAUAGCUGCUUGAGCAGUGCAAAAUGCAAUCCUCCGUUUCCAGUCGAGAUUCAGGCUGUCGUAGAAGGCAGUUAGUGGUCAGCCAAUGAAUCCUUGCUUCCUCACUUCCUUGCUCAUAUCACGGGCGGUGUUGUACAACAUCCUCAAGAGGGCAAAGCCGCUUUGAACCCAUGAUUCGGAACAAUAAGACGCGCCCCAAAGAGGGUACCAAUGCUACUACAGAGUCCAGACAAUUGAUCCUACAAUCCUGCCCUGACACACCCUGGGCCUUCCUUGGCCUUCUUCGGGACGUUUUUAAAAGGCUGAGAGAAGAUGCGGUGCGUCUGUUGUACGACCAGCCCACGGAUGCAGUGAAAUGAAUACGGUUUAUUGAAAUGUGCUCGGUACCACCACCAAGAAUCUUCAGGACCUCGUCGUCAUCUACCUAGUAGUCAGGUAUUUGGUUCUUGCUAGGGUAGCACUAAGCCUGCCUGACUCGCCGCUACACUCGCCAUGUCACAAAUUUUCAACCAAUGAGAAGUUUGGGCAGACCUGAAAGCGGUAUUUAUUGUUUUUGGAGUCGAUGAUUAUUGGCUUGGUGUCUCGACCUCACCGAACGCGCCGGGCCUGCUUACGAAGUCAUUCUAUCCUAGCAAUAUACCUAGCAAUAAACAUGGCCCGCUUGGCCCGCUUUGCGGACGCUCUAUGAUGCUUCUAACGCUUACCGUGAAAUAAAUUAGCUGCUAAGAGCCUAGACUCUCGCCUUAUGUCUCUCUGGGGACCAGCGUUGACAUGAUAGUAUCUUUGUUUGGGGUAUUGUUGGGAUUGAGGCUAGGAGGAGUGCUUGUUACAAGAGCUGAAACCAGCGGAAGAGGAGCGGGAGUGUUUAGCUAGGUAGCCUCAAUAUUCGUCUCUGAAUCGGGAGGAUCUCAGCUUAGCUAGAAUACCGGGCGACUAGGGGAG